AUGAGUGCCACUUUGACAUUAGAUGCCAUUGGUCGAAGAGUUGAAGUUAAUGGAGAACAUGCAACAGUGCGUUUUUCUGGCAUUGUCCCUCCUACAGAAGGUCUCUGGUUAGGAGUAGAAUGGGACAACCCUGAGAGAGGAAAGCAUGAUGGGAGCCAUGAAGGGACUGUGUAUUUUGAAUGCAGGCACCCAACAGGAGGAUCCUUUAUUCGUCCCCACAAGGUAAAUUUUGGAGUAGACUUUCUUACUGCAGUUAAGAACCGCUAUGUGUUAGAAGAUGGACCAGAUGAAGACAGAAAAGAGCAAAUUAUUACAAUUGGAAAUAAACCUGUAGAAGCUAUUGGUUUUGACUCUAUUAUUAAACAGCAAAGUCAGUUGAGCAAGUUACAAGAAGUCUCUCUGAGGAACUGUGCAGUGAAUUGUGCUGGUGAAAAAGGAAUAAUUGCUGAAACAUGUCCUAAUAUUAGAAGGGUAGAUUUGUCAAGAAACCUGUUGUCCUCAUGGGAUGAAGUGAUACGUAUUGCUGACCAGCUUAAACACAUGGACGUUCUUAUUCUCAGUGAAAAUAAACUACAAUUUCCUGUUGGCUCACCAUCUCUAACAGGAACAUUUUCUGCACUGAAGACUUUAGUCCUUAAUCGAACAGGAAUAACAUGGGCUGAGGUGCUCCACUGUGCCUGUGGGUGGCCAGUUCUUGAGGAACUGUACCUUGAGUCUGACAAUAUUUUUAUUUCAGAGAGGCCAACUGACGUUCUACAGAUGGUCAAGUUACUAGACCUUUCCAGUAAUCAGUUAAUUGAUGAAAAUCAACUGUUUCUAAUAGCAUAUCUGCCCAGAUUAGAACAGCUAAUCCUUUCUGACACUGGAAUUUCUUCUAUACAUUUUCCGGAUGCUGGAAUUGGGUGCAAAACAUCAAUGUUUCCUUCCUUGCAGUACCUUGUAGUAAACAACAAUCAGAUAUCACAAUGGUCAUUUAUCAAUGAACUAGAUAAGUUGCAGAGCCUUCACUCUUUGUCUUGCUUAAGAAACCCCCUGACUGAGGGAAACAAUGCUGAGACUACACGCCAACUCAUUAUCGCCAAAAUUGGUCAGCUGAAGACACUGAACAGAUGUGAGGUUCCUCCAGAGGAGAGGCAUGGAUCUGAGCUUGAUUACUGGAAAGCUUUUGGAAAUGAAUGGAAAAAGGCUGGUGGACAUCAGGAUCCAGAAAAAAACAGACCCAAUGAAGAAUUUCGUGCAGCCCAUCCGAGAUACCAGUUACUCUGCCUUAAAUUUGGUGUACCUGAAGAUGAGGAACUCAAAACACAACAACCAUUUAUGCUCAAAAAUCAGCUACUAAGUAAGAACCCAAAAUUCAAAUCCAGUAUAUUUCAAAAAUUAAAGAAAAUCAUCAUACCCAAUUCCAUGACAAUUCAAAAGGUGAAAGGAUUGCUGUCACGUCUUCUGAAAGUUCCAGUAUCAGAACUUCUGUUGUCCUACGAAAGUACCAAAAUGCCGGGGAGAGAAAUUGAAUUAGAAAAUGACCAACAGUCAUUACAGUUUUAUUCUGUGGAAAAUGGAGAUUGUCUAUUAGUGCGAUGGUAA
This is a messenger RNA of Orycteropus afer afer, 1584 nucleotides long. It is a transcript of the gene TBCE, whose product is annotated as tubulin folding cofactor E. Gene Ontology annotation, biological process: protein folding. NCBI's taxonomy places the organism in Eukaryota, Metazoa, Chordata, Mammalia, Tubulidentata, Orycteropodidae. Gene Ontology annotation, molecular function: alpha-tubulin binding. The record is from RefSeq and is a predicted model, not a curated record.